Messenger RNA from Cyprinus carpio (common carp), 602 nucleotides. Its product is annotated as cytochrome c oxidase subunit FA4-like. The record is from RefSeq and is a predicted model, not a curated record. Lineage: Eukaryota; Metazoa; Chordata; Actinopteri; Cypriniformes; Cyprinidae.
CGCGGACUGAGUCCUUCUCAGUGCUGGAGCGGUCCUGCAAGAGCUCGUUAACGGGCCACGCUUAAUCCAUUUAUAUUUGUACAUUUUUGGGAGAUUUGAUAUCAUCUCAUUAGUCACAAUGCUGAGCACGGUCAGCCGGCAACUCAGAAGCCACCCUGCCUUGAUCCCACUAUUUUUUUUCAUUGGCGGUGGAUGCACCAUGUCUCUGACAUAUCUGGCUCGCCUGGCCUUGCGUAACCCAGAUGUAUGCUGGGACAGGAAGAACAACCCAGAGCCCUGGAAUAAACUGGGGCCCACUGAUCAGUACAAGUUCUAUGCAGUGAGCAUGGACUACAGCAAGCUGAAGAAGGACCGUCCUGACUUCUAAAUAAAUCCAGGGAAUCCAGACCACCAGUGCUGGACCAAAGGUUUAAAAACAAACUAAGAUCAACAAGACGUCCGCGCACUUGUCCUCAAGAGCCUUUGUUCCCAAUUUAUGCAAAUGGUACUUGUCUUUACUUUUCUGGAUUCCUUUUUAACAUCUAUGAUGUCUUGUAUUUUCUCUCAAUUCUUUGUAGUCAGAAACGAUUAAUAAAUGGUUUUCUCCCACAUACAGUGAAAAA